AUGGAAAGAAGAAAGGAAAUACCCCCAAGUCAGCUACUGCCCCACCCCGAUGCUCCCUCCUCCUCCAAUGGUCAUGAACGAUGGCCACUGUCCCACCUUAAUGCCCCCUCCUCCUCUGAUGGUGAUCGAGAGGAUAGAUCCGACACCUACUCUUGCGAGUCGACCGUGAAUGAUGGCCGCUACCGCACCCUGGCACCCCCUCCUCCUCCUACGGCAGUUGCGAAUGAUGGCCACUAUCGCACCCCGAUGCCCCCUCCUCCUCCUAUGGCAACCGCAAAUGAUGGCCAUUGCCCCACCCUGGUACCCCCUCCUCCUUUGAUGAUAGCUGCGAGGAUAGAUCCGGUGCCUACUCUAGUGAGUCAGCCACUACCCUACUCCAGUGCCCCAUUUUUCUCUGAUGGUGGCCACGAACGAUGCUUCCGCACAUCCCUAUUGUCCGAAAGCUUUCGUGCAUCUGUGAGUUUUACGAUGGAGAUGAGCUUGAGGUUUUGA
Messenger RNA from Elaeis guineensis (African oil palm), 492 nucleotides. The record is from RefSeq and is a predicted model, not a curated record. NCBI's taxonomy places the organism in Eukaryota, Viridiplantae, Streptophyta, Magnoliopsida, Arecales, Arecaceae.